CUACUCCUCCACGAAUGUUCGUCAGGAUCUCUAUAGCUACGAUAGCCCUCAUCUCGCUUGCUGAAGGCAUCGUGGUCGGCCGUUCAACUGGUGAUGAGAAGCCACUUUUCGGUAGCAUCGACAACCUAGAGAUAACACCGGAGCUCAUCAACCUACUGAAGGAGCUGGAGGCCGAGUUCAUCAAGCAAGAUGAGGAGCGUAUUGCCUCAUACCCUGAAGGUCCUCAGCUAGCAGCAGUUUCGGCUGAUGGUAGCUUCUCAUAUCCGCCGGGUUGUACACCGGAUGAGCGCCCGGAAAGCAGGUACUACUGCUUCCACGGCAAACGCAAUACAACUGGUGGAGUGAAGCAAGUGACAGCCAUUGUUGAUCUCUUCGAUAUCAAUGACCCACAGGACAAUGUCGUUAUUGGUCUCACAGCCGAGUUCGCGGACAAGACUGCGAAGAGGCUGGACACCCACGCCGGCGGUGAGGCAGAGGUGGUAGCUUUUGGUAACAAAAAAAGACUUGGCGCGGCCCUAUCCUUGGAGACUUAUGAUGUGGAAUCCCCCAAACCUGGACUACUCGGUCGCGUGCAGAAGAACAUAGUCGCUAAUCCUCACUUCAAAAUCUAUGUUUUCAGCUACCUAGCUUUGGACAUUGAGCAUGUUCCCAGUGAUACUAGCUAUAUGUACGCUACAAAUGCUGGGAAUAUGGGCUUCAACGUGACAACAUCGAUCACCAAGAAGGUUACACUUGGUACUGUUGGUGCUUCCCUCUCUUUGACCUUGGAUACUCUUAAGGCCAAUGACAGCGUAUGGGACCUUAAGGGUACAGCAAAAGCCUCCGCCACUAAUGCAUUGAUCAAGUUACACUUACCGGUGACCUUCCUCAGAGAGAGAAUCAUCCUGCCACAGUGAACUCCCCUCAGCUUCUUUUAGAGGGGUUUUGUGGAUGAUUCGUCUUGGUCCGCCAUAGGUGCUUGAGAUUCCAUAUUCAGCACAUUCUGGGCGAGCAGACUUUCCUUGGUGCGUUGUCUCAAUAUCCGGACACUCAACCACUCAAAACUUGUUAUUUCUAUGUUAUGAUUUUUCAGUCUUCGAGUCACCAUGAGUCUCUUCACCACCUCAAAAUUAUUUCGAGACACGGCGUAUUACUUUCUUAUGUCAUGGAAUCGCUCCAAAUGGAGGUUGAUCACCAAGGCUUAUGCUACGAGCCGGGAGUUGCUCGCAGCUAUAUUGUUGACUCGUUGAAUCAAAAACCUCGAACAUCUUGACCCUGGAGCUGUUAGACUACCA
Perkinsus marinus ATCC 50983 is the source of this 1274-nucleotide messenger RNA. RefSeq lists its product as hypothetical. Lineage: Eukaryota; Perkinsozoa; Perkinsida; Perkinsidae. The coding region runs from base 15 to 896 and encodes 293 amino acids. The record is from RefSeq and is a predicted model, not a curated record. The transcript has a single exon.